AUGAAGCUUCUUGUGAGUUUGUUUGAAAAGAAGCAUAACUGCUGGAGCCGGAUUAUUGCGUUGAAAAUUCAAGAUUUUUACGAAGUUUCAUCUCCAAAUGAUCCUCCCUGCGUGAAGGCAGUUCCUAGCAAUGGAAGCAUAAUCCUUGUCUGCAUGACACUGUUAUGGUCAUUUUCUCUUAACCGCUCUCAUGAAGGUCCAUCCAUGGAGGUAGGCCAGAAAAACAUCUUUAGUGGUGGAACCAAUAAUGCAGAGGCAUUUGGAGGAUCUUUCAUUUGCCACAGCACAGUUAAUCAAAUCAACUCCAAGGGAAUCUGGUUUGGGGAUGAUCCACUUACACAUUAUCUCCCAGUUUUCUUGGUCCAACUUUUUCUCAUGUUCAUCUUCACCCAUAUGUUUUACCUUAUCAUCAAGCCCCUUGGUCAACCGUCUUUUGUUUCUCAAGUUCUUGGUGGUGUAACUUUAGGUCCUUCUUUUCUUGGGCUCAAUACAACAUUUGCUGAUAAGAUAGAUCCAGCCAUCGCUUUUAGAUCAGGUAAAAGGACUUAUGCCAUAGGAAUUUUAGGGUACUUUGUUCCUUACUUAUUUUCCAAAGUGGUUGUCUAUAUCCUCACACGUUCUGGCUCAUUGGAUCAUGAUGUUUCUGUGAUGCUCCCUAUUGUGAUAGAAGUUCAAUGCAUCACAGCCUUUCCUGUAAUUACUCGCUUUCUUUCUGAACUUCAGAUCCUCAAUUCAGAGAUUGGAAGGUUGGCCACUUCUUCUUCAUUAGUUUCUGAGGUUUGCUACAUGUUAAACAUCACAGUAACAUUUUUUAUGAGAUUAUCUUUGACAAAGUCAAUAGUAGUAUCUAUUGGAUCCUUCCUGUCCACCGCUCUACUUGCUGUAUUCGUCAUCUUUGUAAUUCACCCUGUUGCGUUAUGGGCAAUUCAACAAUCACCAGAAGGAAAACCUGUCCAGGAAAUUUAUAUCAGUGGAGUUCUCCUAACACUAUUGUUAUGUGGACUCCUAGGUGAAAUCAUUGGCAUAAAUGCACUCAUUGUAUCUUUCUGUAUAGGGCUAGCUAUACCAGAUGGUCCACCCUUGGGAGCAGCAUUGGUAGAUAAGCUUGAUUGCUUCGUCUCAUUAGUGUUUCUACCCAUGCUUUUUCUUAUAGUUGGACUAAGGACAGAUGUGUAUGCCAUACAGAAGAUGAAGAAUAUAGCCGGAAUUGAAUUAGUUAUUUGCGCUGCUUUUUGUGGGAAAAUUUUAGGGGCUUUGUUGCCUCUCCUUUACCUUAGGGUGCCAAUUCGAGAUGCCUUUUCUCUUGGUUUUAUAUUGAACAUCAAAGGCACUGUUGAAAUGGCCGUGUUGAUUGACUUGAAAUUGAAAAAAAUGAUGAAUGAUGAAUGUUUUACAAUUAUGGUUCUUACUUUACUGUUCAUAUCCGUAUUUGUGUCACUUAUUGUGAAAGCUCUAUACGAUCCUUCUAAGAGGUUUCUUGCUUACAAAAGGAGGACAAUUAUGCAUCAGCAAAGUGUUGAACAAUUUCGCAUACUAGCUUGCAUUCAUAAAGAAGAUAAUGUUUUGGCUAUUUUAAACCUCCUUUCAGCUUCCAAUUCAAAUGAAGCAAGCCCUAUUGAUUUAGUUGUGCUUCAACUUAUUAAGCUUGUGGGGCGAUCUUCCUCUCUUCUUGUUGCUCAUGUGCCGCGUAAAAUGUCUGCUAAACACCCCACUCAAACUGAGAAGAUUUUUAACUCAUUCACCAAGUUUGCAGAUGCAUACAAGGAGAAGGUCACACUACAUUACUACAAGGGCAUUUCUCCCUAUGCUACAAUGCACAAUGAUGUGUGCUACUUGGCACUUGAAAAGAGAACAACUUUUAUUAUAAUACCCUUUCACAAGCAGUGGAUACUUGGAAGGGCAACCGACUCAUUUGUUCCAUUUCAGCAACUAAACAAGAAGGUUUUAGAGAAAGCUCCUUGCUCAGUUGGUGUCCUCAUUGAUCGUGGCACUCAGAAAAAGUUUUGGUGUGGCUACGCAAAGGAAUCAAGUUAUCAAGUGGCUAUGCUUUUCUUUGGGGGUGCAGAUGAUCGAGAAGCCCUUUCAUAUGCAAGGCGUAUGUUAGAUCAACCUUAUGUCCACAUCACACUCUUUCAUUUUACGUCUCCAACUCAGAUUGUUGGAGGAACAGAAAGAAGCAAAAUGCUUGACACACAAAUCUUGAGUGAAUUCAGGCUUAAGGCCUUCCAAAAUGAGAGAGUUUCUUUCAAAGAUGAGACGAUAUUGAAUGGAAGAGAUGUAAUUACAGUUUUUGAAUACAUGGAUAGUUGUCAUGACCUUGUCAUGGUUGGGAGGAGGCAUGCAGAUUCAAAAGUAAUGUCAGAACUUUACAAAUGGAAGCAUGGGGAGUUGGGAGUUGUUGGAGAGGUUCUUGUCUCUUACAAUGUUGGAGCCCAAACAUCUAUUUUGGUGGUGCAACAACAAAUCAAAUAUUGGGGAUCACGUGAUACAGAGGAGUCAUACAUUUAA
Molecule: messenger RNA, 2508 nt
Organism: Sphenostylis stenocarpa
Lineage: Eukaryota; Viridiplantae; Streptophyta; Magnoliopsida; Fabales; Fabaceae
Source: the annotation of a GenBank genome assembly